AUGGCUACCAAGACGUUGGAGGCUCGAUUCGAGCAUCUUACUGUCAAGGAUGACAACGAGGCCGGAAAACAUAGCAGUACCUAUGCAAAGCACAAGGGGUCUUUAUCCACAGCCAUGUCGCUCUCCAGCCUGGGAGCUACUGGACAGUACAACAGCGGCUCAAGUCGAUCGACUUUGCUGAAGCUUGCUUUACAAAAUACCAAUGAAAGCAAGGUGAAUGCUAUGCACGCCGGAUCGUCUCCUCUUAAAGGAGCCCCAAGCACACUACCACAUCGCGAUACCGACGAGAAUGGAGAACUGCGUCAUGGCCUGCCGCUGUACGAGCAGCCAUCGCCAAAGAAGUUGCAUCUGGGAAUGUUCGAGAUUGGCAAGCCUCUAGGAAAGGGUAAAUUUGGCAGAGUCUACCUGGCCAAGGAGAGAUCAUCUGGUUUUGUAUGCGCCCUGAAAGUCUUGCACAAAUCCGAGUUGCAACAGGGUGGAGUGCAGAAGCAAGUCAGACGAGAGAUCGAGAUCCAGAGCAAUCUGCGCCACCCUAAUGUUCUUCGACUCUAUGGCCAUUUCCACGACAGCAAGAGGAUCUUCCUGAUCUUGGAGUUCGCGGGCCGAGGAGAGUUGUAUAAGCAUCUUCGAAAGGAGCACCGAUUUCCUGAAUGGAAGGCCGCUCAGUAUAUUGCCCAGAUGGCUGCUGCACUGAAGUACUUGCACAAGAAGCAUGUUAUGCAUCGUGAUAUCAAACCAGAGAACAUUCUGGUUGGUAUUCACGGUGAGAUUAAGAUCAGUGACUUUGGUUGGAGCGUCCAUGCACCAAACAAUAGAAGACAGACGAUGUGUGGUACUCUGGACUAUCUCCCGCCCGAGAUGCUCAAGCCGAACUCGCAAGACAACUACUACAACGAGAAGGUCGAUUUAUGGAGUUUGGGUGUCUUGACGUACGAGUUCCUCGUUGGAGAAGCACCUUUUGAAGAUACCCCCGUCAUGACGCAAAGGCGGAUUGCAAGAGCGGACAUGACAGUGCCCUCAUUUGUGAGCCCCGAGGCAAAGGACCUGAUCAAAAGGUUACUCGUCCUCGACCCCGAUAAGCGCAUUUCCCUUGAUGAAAUCCAGCGACAUCCUUGGAUUCUAAAACAUUGCUUGAAGGAUGACCGUACUACCAAGCGUAGUUCUGCGACUUCUAAAGAACCCAAGGCGUGA
Aspergillus clavatus NRRL 1 is the source of this 1191-nucleotide messenger RNA. RefSeq names its product aurora family serine/threonine-protein kinase. Gene Ontology annotation, molecular function: ATP binding; protein kinase activity. Gene Ontology annotation, biological process: regulation of cytokinesis; protein phosphorylation; mitotic spindle organization. The coding region runs from base 1 to 1191 and encodes 396 amino acids. NCBI's taxonomy places the organism in Eukaryota, Fungi, Ascomycota, Eurotiomycetes, Eurotiales, Aspergillaceae. The transcript is spliced from 3 exons. The record is from RefSeq and is a predicted model, not a curated record. Gene Ontology annotation, cellular component: spindle microtubule; spindle midzone; chromosome passenger complex.